Molecule: messenger RNA, 1217 nt
Organism: Lucilia sericata (common green bottle fly)
Lineage: Eukaryota; Metazoa; Arthropoda; Insecta; Diptera; Calliphoridae
Exons: 3
Coding region: 462-1211 (249 amino acids)
Molecular function (GO): DNA binding
Source: RefSeq, a predicted model, not a curated record
ACAAAAAAUAAUCAGCUGGUAAACAGUCAUUUACCUGUACCAGUUCGCCUUGAACGAAAGAAAAACAGAAAGAGACGCUAAAAUCGUCAAAUUUUGUUUUGUUUUUGAUAGAAAUGGCGGCGAAAGAGCAAAGCAUUAAAAACAAAACAUAAAAUAACAAUACUGGCAAUGCUUACCAACAGUACAAUCUUGAGUAUUAAUUAAAAAUGCAAAAAAGUGUUUCCAUUUUAAUAAAUAAUACAUUUCAUGAACUGUUAUAAACAAUAAAUUUAACACAGCAAUAAUAACAUUCCAUUCUGGUUACUUGUUAUUUUUUAUUCUAAAAUACUCAUUACUUGGAUUACUCUCAACAUUAUGCAUCACUAUUAAAAUACAAACCGGAUUUCUGCAAACAACAAUAAUUUCCGUUUUGUAACCUCAAUUUCAAAUUGUAGCAAGACCGUUAUUAGCCAGAGGAAAAGAUGAAUGAUAAUUGCUUGGACAAUAUGAACAUGGAUAGCUCAGAUUUCGACAAUACAAAUCUGAACCACGCAACCUACGACAACAAUACAAAUUUACUCAGCAGUAGCACUUUGAAAAAUUCAACAAAUUACGAGGAGCAGCAGAAAAGGAAACGUAGUUUGGUGUGGAAUUUCUUUGAGAAAGUGGGACUCAAAAGGGUGCGUUGUCGUAUUUGCAAUCAUGAACAGAACUAUCAGGGAACAACUGGUAAUAUAUUGAGACAUUUGAAAGCUCGACAUGAUUUGGAUGUAACUUUAAAAGGACAACAGGAUCCGCGUAAUAUGCAGCGUAUCAAUGAAUUGAGUAACAUGUCUUUGCCCUUAGCAAGUGAAAUGAAUAUUGAUCGUAAACCUACCGUACUGCCAAAAAUACGCAAGAAAUCAGUGAGUAGUGAUACAUCCGAUACACUAGAUCCUUAUAAUGACCAUGAAAAUAACACUAAACAAGAGAAUUUCGAAAAUGAUAUGUUUUACGAAAGCAUGCCUGAACUGCAGGAAGACUGUUUAGAAGAAUCCUUAAAUGUUAAGCUAGAUGAUCGUAAAACUGCUAAACGAAUUAAAUUGGAAGAGGAUCGUAUUGUAGCCGAAACGGAAUAUUUUCGCGAAAAGGCCGCCUAUUUUCGCAUGCAGAAACAUUUUACGGCUCUACAGGCUAAAAAGGUUAAAUUGGAAAUAGAACAAAUUAAUUUAAACAAUAAAAAUUUAUCUUAAAUCAAA